CCAAGAAUGAUAGCUGCAGGGAAAUUUGCAAGUCUUCACAGAAAUGUCCCAGUGAACCAUCAGUUCUCAUUAGCUUCUUCCAUGGACCUUUUGACCAGCAAACCCUCUCUGGCUGAGCAUCGUGCAGAUUCCUUUCAAGAUAUCUCUAUCCAUGGCACUCUCCCCAGGAAGAAGAAGGCAACGGUUCCCAUUAGGUCCUGUGACAUGUUUAGCCACACAGGAACUCUGCCUUACACCAGGACACACCGGCAACAACCGUCUUUUGUACAGGAUGCCAUAGAAGAGCAUCCUUUACAAGAUGGGCAGAGCAACAAACUGCACAUCAGAGAUCAGAAUAUCCUGGAUCCUGUGCUGGAAUAUGUUAAGUUUUCUAAAGAGAGGCAACGUAUGGACAGCCCAGAAAAGCUGAAGAAGGAGUUAGAAGAAGAACUGCAGCUGAGCAGUGAAGACUUGCGCAGCCAUGCCUGGUACCACGGGCGUAUUCCUCGGCAGGUGGCAGAAAGCCUGGUUCAGAGAGAUGGAGACUUUCUGAUCAGGGACUCUCUCUCCAGUCCUGGGAACUUUGUUCUUACCUGUCAGUGGAAAAAUAUCUCUCAACAUUUUAAAAUCGACAGAACAAUUGUAAGACUCAAUGAAGCCUACAGCCGUGUUCAGUAUCAAUUUGAACUUGAAAGAUUCGACAGCAUCCCUGGCUUAGUUAGAUACUAUGUUGGAAAUCGCACACCAAUAUCAAAGCAGAGUGGAGCAAUUAUUUUUCAGCCUAUCAACAGGACUGUUCCUCUCAGAUGUCUAGAAGAAAAAUAUGGUGCAUCUCCAGUCCGACAGAAAGAACCAAGUACCCCUGAAGGAAAAACAGAGACUGCAAAAAGGCUUAGUCUUGGUAUAUCCAGCAUGCAAUCCCCGGAGCAGAGCUUAGCCAGAGGAAAUCUUUUGAGAAACAGAGAAAAAAGCGGAAGCCAGCCAGCUAGUUUGAAUCAUAUCUUGGAGAAGAGGUUCCCCCUAAAGGCUCACCAGUCAGAGAGCUAUCUGCUGAUAGGUUCAAGAUACCCUUCUCAAUUACCUGAAGCAGAUGCAAACUCCUGCCCAAGCUCCCCUGCCUUUCGAACAGGCAGUGAACCUUCUCUGAGCCCCACAGUUGUUCAGAAAGUCACCUCUGAAUCACAUGCAGGGGAAGCUCUUAGAGGAUCAGACAGUCAACUCUGCCCAAAGCCUCCACCUAAACCCAACAAAGCACCCUCGCUGAAGCACCCAGGGUCUCCUGCAGCCUCACGCAGUUCAGAAGGACACUAUUGUGAACUGAGCCCUGCCAGAGACCCUGCAGCGACAAAACCACCUUUAUGUCAGAAAAACAGCUACGUGGAACAUCUGACACUGAAGGAGAGGGGAACACACUCAUUCAGGAACUCUGACACAAGCUACUUAAUCCUGGAAGACGAUUCUGUCAUGAGCUCUGCAGAUCCUUUGGAAACUUCAGCUGAGAUAGCUGAGGAAGACAGCCCAUUUUUUGCACCUGUUCUUGAGACAGUUUCUAGUUUCAAACCAAAUGAUUUUGAAUCCAAACUACUUCCUCCCGAAAACAAGCCAUUGGAAACAUUCAUGUUAAAAAAGGUUAAGGAGAUAUUUACCAACAACAAUCCAAAGAUCAUUGCCAAACAUAUUCUUAGAAUGGACUGCAAGGUAGCCAGGAUACUAGAAGUUUCUGAAGAGAUGAGGAGAGUCAUGGGAGUGAAGUCUGGUCUUGAACUGAUUACACUCCCUUACGGGCAUCAGCUGCGCCUUGACCUAAUUGAAAGGCACAAUACCAUGGCAAUAGGAAUAGCUGUGGAUAUCCUGGGUUGCACAGGAAAUUUAGAUGACAGAGCUGCAACGUUAAACAGGAUCAUCCAAGUAGCAGUGGAGCUGAAGGACUCGCUGGGGGAUUUGUAUGCAUUUUCUGCAAUUAUGAAGGCACUAGAAAUGCCACAGGUCUCUAGGCUAGAACAAACCUGGACAUCUCUAAGACAUCAUUAUACCCAGACUGCCAUUACAUAUGAAAAGCAGCUGAAGCCAUUUAGCAAAGCUUUGCAUGAAGGACAAGAGACCAUCGGUGCUCUGCAGAACAAGGUAACGGUGCCACUGCUGAUGCCGCUCAUUACCUUGAUGGAGCGGCGAGCGGUCGUGUUUGAAGGAAUGGACCUGUGGGAGAGCACUGACCAAAGCUGUGAGAUCCUGCUCGCACACCUGGCCGCGGCGCGGCACGUCGCGCACAACGCCGACACGUACCGGGCGGCUGCGCUCCAGCUGCUGGAAGGUUUCCAGGCAGAUGAAGAGAUGAGCGAGAUCUUCAAGACAGAAUUUCAAAUGAGAUUGCUGUGGGGCAGCAAAGGGGCACAAGUUAAUCAAAAUGAAAGAUACGAAAAGUUCAGCCAGAUCUUAACUGCACUCUCCCGAAAACUGGAACCUCCUCCAGUGAAGCAGGUGGAGCAAAUAAGUAUUUAG
Messenger RNA from Tinamus guttatus (white-throated tinamou), 2478 nucleotides. It is a transcript of the gene BCAR3, whose product is annotated as BCAR3 adaptor protein, NSP family member. Lineage: Eukaryota; Metazoa; Chordata; Aves; Tinamiformes; Tinamidae. Gene Ontology annotation, biological process: small GTPase-mediated signal transduction; positive regulation of peptidyl-serine phosphorylation. Gene Ontology annotation, molecular function: guanyl-nucleotide exchange factor activity; phosphotyrosine residue binding. The record is from RefSeq and is a predicted model, not a curated record.